Molecule: messenger RNA, 1290 nt
Organism: Aspergillus caelatus
Lineage: Eukaryota; Fungi; Ascomycota; Eurotiomycetes; Eurotiales; Aspergillaceae
Product: aminotransferase class V-fold PLP-dependent enzyme
Exons: 3
Coding region: 1-1290 (429 amino acids)
Source: RefSeq, a predicted model, not a curated record
AUGACUAAGUCAAAAUCAGCAGCAGCAUCCUUCGAUGUUGACGCUAUUCGAAAACAGUUUCCAGCCUUGCAGAAAGAUGUUGUCCGUCUCAACAACGCUGUUGGUAGCGCUGUUCACCAGGAUGUGGUUGACAGUAUUAAGGAAACUCUGACUGCACUUCCAUUCCCUCUUGGAGUAGUUAAUGACAUGAAUAAGGAAGCCACCCGGACUAGGGAGCAUUCAUUUGAGACCGCGGCAGCUUUUAUCAAUGCAUCCCCCGAUGAGAUUGCUUUUGGCACGUCUACAUCACAAAAUAUGUUGAAUGUUUCUCGUUCCUUGCAGGCAUCAUUCAACCCUGAAUCCGAGAUUAUUAUAUCCAACCUAUCUCAUGAGGCUAGUGUGACGCCUUGGCUUAAUCUGGCCGAGGAUAAAGGCCUCACUAUCAAAUGGUGGACGCCUCCCUUGACUGCCGAUCCUAAUCCUUAUAUCCAAACACUCACUGAGUUGCUUUCCCCAAAUACCAAACUUGUUGUUUGCAACCAUGCAUCGAGCAUUAUUGGCACCGUACACCCGAUUCGUCAGAUCGCUGAUCUUGUACACAAAAUCCCUGAUGCCCUGAUUGCAGUUGACGGUGUCACCUGGGCUCCACACGGCCCUGUUGACGUCCGUGCACUUAAUGUUGACUUUUAUUUCCUCAGCUGGUACAAGAUCUAUGGUCCACACAUUGCGCAGGUCUACGCGAAGCGGGAAGCUCAGGAUAAGAAUAUGACAAGCCUAAACCAUAGGUUUACUGAUCCAUAUCAUCUGAACAUCAAGCUUCGAGUGGGUGUGAAUUGUUUCGAAUUACAACACAGUCUGCCAGUAGCUGUCAAAUAUAUUGAAUCUGUCGGAUGGGACAACAUCAUGCGCCAUGAGGCCCUCCUUACUGAGGAACUCUUAAAGUAUCUACGCAGCAAGCCAGAUGUAUUUACCAUUUAUGGUGAACAGUACGGAAACCCGACACGAAGGGUAUCUAUUAUCAGCUUUACGGUCAAUGGGCGGAAAUCGACCUCCAUUGUGGACUUCAUCCAUACUCAGUCGAACUUUUUGGUCAACGCCGGUCACUGCUACUCGCCACGGCCAGUUUAUGAUGUGCUGAAGCUUCCGAAAGAUGGGGUUAUUCGCGUUAGCCCUAGCCAUUACAAUACAAUUGAGGAUAUCCGUGGUUUUGUGGAUUUGUUGGAGCUGAUAAUGUCUAGCCAACUCGAUGCAGACGGAUCCACCGACGUAAGCAGCUCGGAAUUUUGGGAAGAUUUAAUGACUGAUGUCUGA